CAUGAAUCCUCUCCGAAAAGUCCCUCCGUCCAGGAUCAAGGAUUGAUUCAACCCACCACCACCACCCUCAUCAAGCUUUCGACUUCCCACCUCCCAUCCCUGAAUUGACCUUGACCUGGUCACUUAGCCUCCAUCAGCGCAAUCCUUGCAUUGUGCGUCCACGGCGCUUGGACCCGUCUUCUCAUCCUCCCUCCAUCCCUUCUUUGUCCAACGUCUCCGAUUGCGAAGCGAGACAACGACACCAACGACACCAACGACACCACCGCAGCACCAAAGCAACAACGAGAAAGUUAGUCACUCUAGCUAGGUCCCUCAGCCAACUACGGCCCUCCUCCCUCGUCCAUCAACUCCCUCCGAACGUCAAGUUUAGGUCCAUGUGAUCACCACACGCUUUCUGCGAACGAGGCUUCAGAACCGUGCCUACCUACCUACUUGCUACCUACCUGCCCACCAAUCAAUCUAUCAACCAAACUAAUCAAGUCUCCAAUUCCUCAAACCUGUACCUAUCGUCGUCCCCAUAUCAUCCCGUCGACCCGACUCAGUCUUGACCACCCCUCCUAGAGUCAGCCGAACUCCUUGGGCGCCACCGUCUUUGCGGAGUGGGAGGGUGGGAAAAGACCGGCACGGCGCAAAAGCCUGCAUCGGUACUGGUUCGUUCGUUUCGACCAGCGUUGCCAGCCUCUCACUACCGGAUUGAGUUGGUGUUGUUUGCACCAACUCCAGAGUGCCAUUCCGUUCGAACAGGGUAGAUCGAGUGGCCCUUGGACUGCGGUGGGCUGGAUCCUACUACACCUUCGGCAAGUCUUGCACUGCAUGGUGUGUUACAAACACCAAAGAACCAGACCUAGAGCGGCAUCUACCAUCGAACACUAUUACUAUACCCUUACGUUACACUCUACCGGACCCCUAGUGGCUUUUAUCUCGUAUGAGGGACUAACACCAAACGAUCGAACUGUUACUGGGUCCGAGGCUUUGCAGAGAACCUGAGUCUGAGGGGCGGUCACUGGCAUCGGGAAAGUGUGAGCAGGGGAUAAGAUCCUACACCUGUGUGGCGUGGACUCUUCGCUUAAUCCUCAACACCUAUUCCUGGUCUGGGCAUCUGCGUACCAACGAUCAUCGCUGUCCCCUCCGCUCCCCGGGGACCAUCAUGGGCCUCUUCAAGUCUCUCAAGGGCAAAGUUGACGUCGGGACGGAGAACCCUUCGGCAAACAACAAUCUAGGUCACGAAGGAGGAUGGAGCCGGACACAAGGUCGGCAGGAAGAUCACUACGCCCCUCCACCAGGGCCGCCUCCGUCGCAUCAUCAACGGAACUACGGGACAGAGGAGACCGUUCAGCCUCCUUCCGGUCCACCACCAUCACACCGCCGCGGCCACGAUGGCACUCACAAUGAAGACUUCUCCCCUCCGCCCGGUCCGCCGCCCUCCCACCUCUCAAGCUCAAAGCCUGACAACCCUCCACCCUACCAUGACUGGACUGUGAUUCCCGAUACGGCACUCCUCCCGCCACCUCCGCCGCUACCACAAGACUACUCGCCAACGAACAACGCGUCGUACGACUCCGCGGCGCGUGCCCACGAAUGGUGUGCAAAACACCCUGUGUACACGCCCAGCACGCCUAGCCACGAGAUCCACCUCCUGGCAAAUGCAGGCCACAUUACCCUGGAACCUCCGCCGUUACAGCUGCGGAAGCACUUGACGGCGUUCCGGCAGACGAGCCCCACGACGUGGCACGUGGCGACGAGCAAACACCAGCAAGACGCGAUCAUUGUGGCCUCGAUCCCCUUGUAUUUCGCCUGUGUGGACAACCCGCUGUCCACCUCGGAGCCGAAGACGAUCUACUUUGAGAUCGCCGUCCGCCGCAUCCUCAACGCGAACUCGGGUAUCGCGAUCGGGUUCGCCGCGAAGCCCUAUCCGCCGUGGCGCUUGCCCGGGUGGCACCGCGCGAGCAUCGGCGUGCACGGGGACGACGGGCGGAGAUUCGUGAACGACCCGUGGGGCGGGCGGGACUUUGUCCAGGCGUUCAAGGAGGGCGAAGUUGUCGGAGUGGGCAUGCGUUUCUCCACGCAGGCCGCGACGGGUGCUCAUGGAGGCGGGCCCGGGAUGGGCAAGGUCAAGACGCGCGCCUUCGUCACCAGAGACGGCAAGGCCGACGAGCGGUGGGGCUGGGACAUGGACGAAGAACGCGACCUGCGCGAUGAAGGCGUCGACGGCCUCAUGGGCGAGGGCGACCUGUACCCCGCCAUCGGAGUGUUUGGCGCCGUCGAGUUCGACGUCAGGUUUGGAGACAGCGUGAAUUGGAGGGGGAGAUAGAUUGGAGGCAAAAUCAAGUGAGGCGAGGCGAGGCGUUAUGCGGCGUGAGGGAAUCUUGGACUGCCUAUACUGUAACCUGAUGCAAUAAUGAGCCAAGGGAUCGACGAUGCACCAAAUGGGAACACAUGUAUUAUAUUCAGAAGCGACAUGGUUUUAUGUACGGUCACUAACUAGCCAAACAGCCAGCCCGUGCACCGAGAAACUAAGUCAUCCGUUUUCCGCAUCGAACCUCAUCUAUGUAUGAUAAACU
Molecule: messenger RNA, 2561 nt
Organism: Cladophialophora immunda
Lineage: Eukaryota; Fungi; Ascomycota; Eurotiomycetes; Chaetothyriales; Herpotrichiellaceae
Exons: 1
Coding region: 1148-2311 (387 amino acids)
Molecular function (GO): protein binding
Source: RefSeq, a predicted model, not a curated record